This is a messenger RNA of Metopolophium dirhodum (rose-grain aphid), 558 nucleotides long. Its product is annotated as piggyBac transposable element-derived protein 4-like. The transcript is spliced from 2 exons. Bases 1 to 558 code for a protein of 185 amino acids. Lineage: Eukaryota; Metazoa; Arthropoda; Insecta; Hemiptera; Aphididae. The record is from RefSeq and is a predicted model, not a curated record.
AUGUUAUACAAUCCUUCUCAAAAUUCAUCAGUAGAUGAGAGUAUGGUUGCAUUUACGGGCAGGUCGACAAUGAAACAAUACAUGCCCUUGAAACCAAUCAAGAGGGGAUUCAAAGUGUGGGCUAUGACCGAUUUUGCUACAGGUUACUUACUUAGUUUUGAUGUAUAUACUGGUAAAAAAAAAUCUAAUAAACCUGAAUUAGGACUGGGUGAAAAUGUAGUUUUAGAACUUAAUAUUGAUUUGUUUGGUUGUGGUACGUUUCGCAUCAAUAAAAAAUUUUAUCCUAAGCAUUUGAUGAAAAAAGAUUCACUAUACAAACCAGGAGAAAUAGAAUUUGCUCAAAGUGAAGAUGUAAGUGUUUGUCGAUGGAAAGAUCGGGGUAAAAAACCAGUUACAGUAAUAAGCAACAUGCAUGAUGCUUCAUCUACUGAGAUAGUAAAUAGAAAAAAUAGUAAGGGUGAGAGGAUACCCAUAGAAUGUCCCAAAAGCAUAGCAGAUUACAAUAAAUUUAUGGGUGGAGUAGACCGAUUUGACCAAUACAUGGCUAGAUAUAUUUAG